AGGUCCAACAUUUAGAGGCAGAAGUCAGGUGUCUUAUUGUUGCCUCUUGGGACCUUGAAGCUCUGUUCUUCAUCUCUUGUGAGGUGUCCUUCUUCUCUCCAUAAAUUAUAUCAUAAACUACACACCCCUUCAACAUAUAGAGAAGAGAAAAAAUAAAUACUCUUUAGAUUCAAGUUCAACAUAAAGUUUAGUCUUUGAAGCUUCUGAUUCCAAGUAAGGAAGUGAUAUUAUAAUAAUGGAGAAUAAAUAUAGUCUAAUUAGGAAGAAAAGUGAGCUAUGGAGAUCUUUAAGAGAUGGAGAUUUUGAAGAAGAAGAAGUUUGGGAUGUUGUGAAGGAUAGAAAUGAUUACAUAUCUGAAAUUCACAAGCCAAAAGACAACAAAGAUCUAUGUUCUCUUGUUGUUCCUAGAUCAAUUCCAAUUCCAAUUGCUUCAAGAAUGAUUCCAAGGACAAGUAGUGGAAGUAGUAGUGCUAGUUCAUCUCAUGAAACAAAAGCUUUUCAACAAUCAGCACCUGUUAAUAUUCCUGAAUGGUCAAAGAUUUAUGGUAAUAAGGUGAACAAGACCAAUGUUAAGAAUGUUUCAAUGUAUAAUAAUGAUUAUGAUUAUGAUUACUAUGAUAAUCAAGGUGAUUAUGAUGAUGAUGGUGUUGUUGUGAAUCAUCAUGGUAAUCAAGAUGAAGAAGAGGAAGAUGAUGAGUAUAAUACUAAGUUACCACCACAUGAAUUUAUUGCUAGAAGACUUGCAAGGAGUCAAAUUUCUUCAUUUUCUGUUUUUGAAGGUGCUGGGAGGACCCUUAAAGGUAGGGAUCUUAGCAAAUUGAGGAAUUCUGUUCUCAUAAAAACUGGUUUCCUUGAAUCACUAUGAGUGGUUUUUCAUUAAUCAAUAUUUUUUUUUUUGGAAAAAUUUUAGUUCACUAGUGGUUAUUUUAGUUUUCAGGAUUUGAAUUUUCAACUUUUAUUUUGAAAUUUGUUCGAGAUUUAAGUUUAGGGUUUAUGAAUUAAAUUUGCGAUGUUGUUGGUGAUGUGCUGUAAGUAUAGCUCAAAUGAUAAAAAGAUUGCAAAAAAAUUUGAUAUAUUGAAGUAUGGAUUCGAACUUACAUGAUCUCUUUUCUU
This is a messenger RNA of Cicer arietinum (chickpea), 1113 nucleotides long. RefSeq lists its product as uncharacterized. The record is from RefSeq and is a predicted model, not a curated record. NCBI's taxonomy places the organism in Eukaryota, Viridiplantae, Streptophyta, Magnoliopsida, Fabales, Fabaceae.